GCGGCAUGCACCCGCAGUAAAGGCGCCGAGUUUAAUUCCACCACCCCUCCCCUCACCAAACCUGCCAAGCCAUCUCUCUCCCCCUCCCUCUCUCUGCCCGUGUGUGUGCGCUUCUCGGGACUACGGCCUGGCCUCUGCUCCCGGAGUAAAUAGAACUGGUGAAGCACCGGCGCCGCAGGAGGAGGGAGUGCGGAGGCAGGAGGCAGGGAGACGUGGGAUGGAAGCGAGAGGAGCACGCUGAGCCGCAGAGAAGCUGCCGCCGAGGAAGAAGAAGAAGAAGAAGAGAGAGAGCACUGACAGCAAGCAGUUCGUCAAGUUCGUCUUCGCCAUGAAGUUCAUGAAGCUCGGCUCCAAGCCGGACGCCUUCCAGGCCGACGGCGGCGGCGGCGACUCCAGAUCAUCCUCCCGCAGAUACGUGCUGUCCGACCUGCCGUCAGACAUCGUCGUCCAUGUCGACGACGCCAGGUUCUACCUGCACAAGAACAAUGCAUGCGCCAACGUACAGCUACGAGCACACCGCAAGAUGCGGCUGCAUUCCAACGUCUUUCGGUCAAGCGCUGCCACUUGUAAUUUGGAUCCACGCUGCCCGCCGCUCAGAAUCUUUCCAUGGGUUCCUCUAGAUCGGCUCUCCAUUUCCACGAGUACAUGGUUGUUCCCUCUGCUGUCCAAGAGCAGCCUGCUGCAGCGGCUGAUCGUGGAGGCGAGCCAGGGCGGCGCCGACGAGGUGCGCGUCGGCGGCCUGCCCGGCGGCGCGAGGGCCUUCGAGAUCUGCGCCAAGUUCUGCUACGGCAUGGUCGUCACGCUCAACCCGUACAACGUGGUGGCCGCGCGGUGCGCCGCCGAGCACCUGGGCAUGACGGAGGACGUGGACAAGGGCAACCUCGUGUUCAAGAUCGAGGUGUUCCUCAACUCCGGCGUCUUCCGGAGCUGGAAGGACUCCAUCAUCGCGCUGCAGAGCACCGUCGCGCUGCUGCCGUGGUCCGAGGACCUCAGGCUCGUCGCAAGGUGCGUCGACUCCAUCGCCGCCAAGGCCACGGCCAGCCCCGGGAGCGUGGUCUGGUCCUACACGUACAACCGGAAGGCGGCGUCGUCUGACGAGAUCGUCGAGGCUCGCCGGUGCUCCUCGUCGUCGCCGGCCGUGCCCAGGGACUGGUGGGUGGAGGACCUGUGCGAGCUGGACGUGGAGCUCUACAAGCGCGUCAUGGUGGCCGUGAAGUCCAGGGCUGAUAGGGUGCCUUCUGAUGUCGUCGGGGAGGCUCUCAGGGCCUACGCCGCGAGGUGGUUCCCGGAGAGCUGCCGGCGCGGCGAUACCCCGGCAGACGAAGACGAUGCCUGCGCCAUGGAAGUGCUCGAGACCAUCGUCUGGCUGCUGCCGUCGGACGGCGAUGGGUCGUCGCCGUGCGGCUGCUCCUGCCAGUUCCUCCUGAACCUGCUGAAGCUCGCCGUCCUGGUCGGUGCAGGGGAGCUGCUGAGGGAGGAGCUCCUGGACAGGAUCGUGCUGCAGCUGCACGAGGCGUCGGUGAGCGAUCUCCUGAUACCCGCCAAGCCCCCGGCGCAGACCACCUACGACGUCGAGCUUGUCGAGGCGCUCGUCGGCCGGUACAUUCGGCGCGCCGGACUCGACGACAUUGACGGGGAGGACGUGUUUGAGACGAACGGGGAGGCAGACGACCCUUCCUUGCUGGCGCUGUGCAAACUCGUCGACGGGUACUUGGCAGAGGUCGCUGCCGACCCGAACCUGCCGGUGUCGAGCUUCGUCGGGCUGGCGACCUCCAUGCCCGAGUCGGCCAGGCCGUCGCACGACGCCCUGUACACCGCCAUUGAUGUCUUCCUCAAGAUGCACCCAAAUCUGUCGAAGGUGGAGAAGAGGAGGAUCUCGAGCCUGAUGGACGUGAAGAAGCUGUCCAAGGAGGCGAGCAUCCACGCGGCGCAGAACGACCGCCUCCCGCUGCGGGUGGUGGUGCAGGUGCUCUUCUUCGAGCAGAUGCGCGCGGCGGCGGGGAGCGCGAGCGCGUCGCUCCUGCUGGCCGCCGCCGGCGACGACAACGCGCACCUGGAACUGGAAGACGACGGCGACGGCGACUGCUGGAAGAACCGCGCGCUGGCGCUGGCGCUGCCGGAGCCCCCGGCCCCGUCGGCGGCCCUGAGGAAGCAGAUCGGGAGCAUGAGCCUGAAGCUGGUCGGCGAGGACCGCCGCCGCGCCGAGGACGCCGUCAGCGACGGCCGGCGCCUGGCGAGGAGCGCCAGCAUCGCGAACCAGAGCAGCAGGAUGUCGCUGUCGUCGCGGUCGCGGCGGAUCUUCGACCGGCUGUGGGUGGUCGGGAAGCCGCCGGGGCCCGGCGAGGUGGUGAGCAAGAGCUCCGACACGUCCGGGAGCUCGCAGAGCCCGCGGUCGUCGGCCAAGCCGCUGGGGUCCAACAAGUCGUCCGGCUCGUCGUCGAGGAACCGGCGGUACUCGGUGUCCUAGGCCGGCGACGGCCUGCCGGCGCUGCAGGAGGUUGGCUGUACAGAGGAGUGUCCACGGAGUCGGUCGCCGACGACGGACCAAAUGCUGCAUGCUAACUUCAAUUCAGGGUCUGUUUUGUUCAGGAGAAAUGUAUUGAUCCGAAGUGCUCGACCGAUGAUCAGCUAGAAGCUAAUCCUUAUUUUGUCUGAUCUUUGAAUAGAUCGGCUGGUCUUUCUUUUUG
Messenger RNA from Triticum aestivum (bread wheat), 2687 nucleotides. Its product is annotated as BTB/POZ domain-containing protein NPY1. Gene Ontology annotation, molecular function: protein binding. Lineage: Eukaryota; Viridiplantae; Streptophyta; Magnoliopsida; Poales; Poaceae. The record is from RefSeq and is a predicted model, not a curated record. The transcript has 5 exons. The coding region runs from base 329 to 2467 and encodes 712 amino acids.